Molecule: messenger RNA, 267 nt
Organism: Chrysochloris asiatica (Cape golden mole)
Lineage: Eukaryota; Metazoa; Chordata; Mammalia; Afrosoricida; Chrysochloridae
Product: dynein light chain 1, cytoplasmic-like
Exons: 1
Coding region: 1-267 (88 amino acids)
Biological process (GO): cilium assembly; microtubule-based process
Cellular component (GO): cytoplasmic dynein complex
Molecular function (GO): dynein light intermediate chain binding; dynein intermediate chain binding
Source: RefSeq, a predicted model, not a curated record
AUGUGCCACCAAAAGGCCAUUUUCAAAAAUGCCGUCAUGUCGGAGAUGCAUCAGGACCCAGUAGAGUGCGCUAUGCAGGUGCUGGAGAAACGCAACAUCGAGAAGGGCAUCGUGAUCCACAUCAAGGAGGAGUUUGACGAGAAGUGCAAGCCCACCUGGCACUGCGUCGUGGGGAGAAACUUCAGUAGCUAUGUGACACGUGAAACUAAGCACUUCAUCUACUUCUACCUGGGUCAAGUGGCCAUUCUUCUGUUCAAAUCUGGUUAA